UUGCUUUUUCUUUCUGUCAUUUGAGCUAUAUCACAAACUCCUAAAAGCCAGAAGCCGCGUAAGAUGUCUUCUUAAUCCGUUUGGACAUUUCCUUGAAGCUGGAUGUGGGAUGUUUACACUUGGAAUGUAGAAUCUGACAUUUUUUCUUUUCCUAACAAGACAGUAAAUCUGGAAGAUACGUUUUAGGUUUCUGCAAAAAGCUUUUGAAAGCCACUGUAAUAAUGGAUCCUCCAAGAAGACAUCUCAAGAAACUGAAAAAGAGGCGGUCAAGUCUUUUUGCAAGUGUCAAACUUAAUGCUAACUUUUCACAGAGCAUAGAAGAGGAAGAGAGUGCCUUUCCUUUUUCACAGGACAGCUCCGUGAAGCCAUGGACGUCGAUGGACAACCUUGAUACUCCAUCACCUCAAACAAAAGACAAAAGGUAUCAAGACAAGGUGAAAAGCAGUGAGAAUGAAGCAACAAAAUUUCCACAUCGGCAUUCAACUGUGAUCAAUGUUAAUGUAGGUGGCAAACUCUUCAUCAUCCCCAAGCACCUGGCUAUCAAACACCCCAGAACCAGAAUAGGCUCCUUAGCCCUGUGCAAAGAUCCUGUCAGGCAGCUGAUGCUCUGUGACGACUACUGUGUCCUCACCAAUGAGUUUUUUUUCGACCGAGAUCCUACUUUCUUCCACUACAUCUUCCACUUCUAUUGUAGCAAUGUAUUGUGGGUAAUGGAGAGUCUGUGUCCCAUCAACUUUGAGGAGGAGAUGAAGUUCUGGGGCCUACACUUAAGGGACACUCCUCGCUGUUGCCGCAUUCUCUACGAAGAGAAAGUAGAUGAGAUUAAAGACCAUCUUAAAGUCAACAGGGAGCUCAUGGCUGAAAUCGAGCCUGUGCACAAUGAAGAGGGUUUCAAGACUAUGUUUUUGGGUGGCAUUCGUAAGUCUUUAUGGGACCUGAUGGAGAACCCGUAUUCUUCAAUGGUUGCCAAAGCCUUUGCUGUGUUCUCCAGCCUCUUCGUCCUCAUCUCUAUUGUAGCAAUGACUCUCAACACUGUGAGUGAAUUAAAAAAAUACAAGAUCUAUGGAAGAACCUAUAUGGAGUUUGUUGAGAUCACCUCAAUCCUCUUUUUCACCUUCGAGUAUUUCCUCCGCCUGCUAACAACUUGUGAUGUCAAGCAUUUUUUGAGGAGUGCACUUAAUUUUGUAGACUUAGUGGCUGUCAUGCCUUACUUUAUCCAGUUGAUAUUCGAGACCUUUGCCAACCAGGAAGAUGUCAGCGUCCAAGAUGAUCUGAGGACCAUGGCGAGAGUAAGCAAAGUUAGCAAAGUGCUUAAAGUUGUCAAGCUCAUGCGAAUCUUUCGCAUUUUGAAACUGGCAAGGCACUCUACGGGUAUGCGGGCAUUCGGCUUCACUAUUCGACAGUGCUUCGAACAGGUCUGCUGCCUGUUUCUGUUCAUCAUCAUGGGCAUCUUCACAUUCUCUGCCCUAAUGCACUCCGUGGAGCAGGAUGUUGCAGGAACCCCCUUUAGCAGCAUACCAGAUGCCUGGUGGUGGGCAGCGGUGAGCAUCUCCACCGUGGGCUAUGGGGAUGUGGUGCCUAUCUCCUACUCCGGUUGAGUUGUGGCUUUUGGGUGCAUAUCUUUCGGCAUCAUUCUAAAUGGAAUGCCCAUCUCUAUCCUGUUCAAUAAAUUUUCAGACUAUUACGCCAAGCUGAAGGCCCAGGAGUGCACUAACACUAAGGUCCAAUGUGGCCUGAACCUGAAGAAAAGACUGCGAAGGAAAUUUGAGAGCUGCUUUGAGCCUUCCGUAGAGGAUUCUGAUGAGGACAGUCGACAUCACACCGGACAGUGUCAACAUUAAACGUCCUUGUCAUGCAGCAUGCCUUUGCUGUCCUUGAACAAAGAGCUCAGGUUUCCUGCCUGCCUUGAAUUAAAUAGGGAUUUAAGAGACCGGGGAACGCCAGGUUAAAGGAAGUUAAGCGAUUAACUUUAAGAUGGCUUACAAAUGACAUGUCCCAAGGAUUUGCGAACCACCUCUAAAAGCAGUGCCCAGACUGCAAUUCCUCUACUGUAACAGAAAAAGUCGUACAAAGAGUGCGAAUGACUAUUUGGUUCACACAGCGUGGUUAUGGAGCACUCUACGGUUAAACAAAGACAAGAUUCUGAGAUUUUUUUUCAGGUUUCUUCUUUAUUAAAGCAAAAUAAAUGAAGAAGAAGUGGGACUCAUGUGGCCUUCAGACACUGUUGGUGUAUAUGAUGUGAUUCUGUGUGUACUGCAGUUGGAUAUAAUGGCACUUUGUUACCUUUUUUUAGAUGACUUAAUCUCAAAUUUGGACUAUUUCGAAGUUAAAUAUAUAAAGAUUCCGUGAUCAGAAGUGUGAAAUGUUUUUGUUGUUGUUGUUAUUUGUAAGUGAUUUUGUUUUUCAAAACCAGACUCAGACUCAUACUGUUCAGACCUGUACUCUCCCACCCUUUAAAUUAUAAUUCUAUAUUUUACCAAUAAUAUCAUCACAUUACCAUGUGAAACUUAUAAUCUAUUUUAUUCUAUUUUUUAGGUAAAGGAUAAAUCCCUUUUGUUCAGUAUUUCUGCAUAUUUCUGCAUCCUUAUACAGUGAAAAACUAAUAAAAGAUACACGAAACAUGAUAUGAAAAUUGUUUCUUUAAGAUUACCAAGAGAGAGCGAGUUCAUUGUAUGUAUGUCAUUACAUAAAUAAUUCAAUAUAAACGGUAUGUAGGCUGUAUG
Messenger RNA from Triplophysa rosa, 2723 nucleotides. Its product is annotated as potassium voltage-gated channel subfamily V member 2. Gene Ontology annotation, molecular function: delayed rectifier potassium channel activity. The record is from RefSeq and is a predicted model, not a curated record. The transcript has 2 exons. NCBI's taxonomy places the organism in Eukaryota, Metazoa, Chordata, Actinopteri, Cypriniformes, Nemacheilidae. Gene Ontology annotation, biological process: protein homooligomerization; potassium ion transmembrane transport. The coding region runs from base 222 to 1598 and encodes 458 amino acids. Gene Ontology annotation, cellular component: voltage-gated potassium channel complex; membrane.